Anolis carolinensis (green anole) is the source of this 2641-nucleotide messenger RNA. It is a transcript of the gene ecsit, whose product is annotated as ECSIT signaling integrator. Lineage: Eukaryota; Metazoa; Chordata; Lepidosauria; Squamata; Anolidae. Gene Ontology annotation, biological process: cell surface receptor protein serine/threonine kinase signaling pathway; innate immune response. The transcript is spliced from 8 exons. Gene Ontology annotation, molecular function: protein binding. The coding region runs from base 677 to 1966 and encodes 429 amino acids. The record is from RefSeq and is a predicted model, not a curated record. Gene Ontology annotation, cellular component: mitochondrion.
GGAAGAAUGCUGGGGCGAUGGGUUUGGGAGGAGGGGGAAUGUCAAGGGGGCUAGACUUUGCAGGUUCCUUCUGGGAAAAAAAGAGCAGAUAGUUGUAGACUAUUCAUAUUUUCGCUCUUCCUUAGGGUGCAUCGACACCAGGCAUGGGCAAACCUCUGCCCUCCAGGUGUUUUGGACUUCAAUUCCCACAAUUCCUAACAACUUAAGCGGCUGAGGGGGAAAAGGAUGGGGUCUGAGGCUGUUAGGAAUUGUGGAAGUUGAAGUCCAAGACACCUGGAGGGUCCAAAUUUGCCCAUGCCUGAUCUACACUGUACAAUUAAUGCAGUUUGACACCACUUUAACUGUCAUGGCUCAAGGCUAUGGGAUCUUGGGAGUUGUGAUUUGGGUGUGGCCCCAGCACCCUUUGGCAGGUAAACCAAAAGUCCAAGUGGUGUCAAACUGCAUUAAUUCUAGAGUAGAUGCACCCACACAUGCAUUUUAAAGUAAUGUGUGGAUGCAACACACGUGUAAUACAUGUGGAGGCUAAUGUUUUUUCCAGCUUGUUAUGAUAAUGACAUUGGAUCAUGCUUCAGAUGCGUGUACAGGUGAUGUGUGUGUCACGAAGUCUCUCGAUGCAACCACAACCUUGGUUUCCUCUCAUUUUACUGUCUGAUUCUGAAAGAACAAGCUGACCACCAUGAAGUGCAUGAGGACAUUACUAUUGGCUCGGGAGCUGUCUGUGGGAAGAUGCACUGUCCUUAUGAAGGACCUUUCCAAGAGCGAUCUCCUGCCACUACAGAAAGGUGUCUGUCUCCAGAAUUCCAGGCUAGUUUCUGUGAGAAGCAUUCACAUAAGCACAUGUCUUGGCACUACCACCGCUCCUAAGGACAACCCAGAUAAUAGCAAAGAAUCAACGAAUCGCUCCUUGGUGACAGUGGAAGAAUUAUUUGAGCGAACCUCUGUGGAUGCAAAGAAUAGAGCUUCGUUCCAGCAAGCUGUGAACAUCUUCUCUCAGAGGGACAUCCGUCGCAGAGGUCAUGUGGAAUUCAUUUAUGCAGCCUUGAAGAAGAUGCCAGAGUUUGGUGUGGAGAAAGACAUUGAUGUUUACAACAAAAUCUUGGAUGUCUUCCCCAAGGAGGUUUUUGUGCCUCACAAUUUCAUCCAGAGGAUGUUCAACCACUAUCCACGGCAACAGGAAUGUGCUAUUGAGGUGCUUGAGCAGAUGGAGAACUAUGGUGUCAUGCCGAACAAGGAGACCAAAUUGCUGCUGUUACAAAUCUUUGGGAACAAGAGCCACCCAAUGAGGAAAUACCAAAGACUCAUGUACUGGUUUCCUAAAUUCAAGCACAUCAACCCCUAUCCAGUCCCGGAUCUUCUGCCUCGGGAUCCUGUUGAUCUUGCAAGGCUGAGCCUGCAGAGGAUUGCAGCUGACUUGGAUGCCAGGGUUACAGUGUAUCAACUGUCUCAUGUGGAGAUUACAGACUCAGGAAAAUCUAUUGACCAUCCACACAUCGUAGGAAUUCAGAGCCCUGAUCAGCAGUCACUCUUGGCUCAUCACAAUGUAGACAGGCCUGUUUUUGUGGAGGGUCCAUUCCGUUUGUGGCUCAAGAAGACAUGUGUUUAUUACUAUGUGCUGAGGGCAGAGCUGUUGCCUCCUGAAGAAAGGAAGGAAGAAAUUAUUGACCCAGAGAGGAAUUUUUACUACCCCAUGCAUCUGGAUAUUGAUCUGGAAAGGGACAUGUGGGAUGACUUGGAAUUUGAUAUUGAUGAAGUUGAGGAGGGCCCUGUAUUUGCCAUGUGUAUGGCAGGGGCAGGAGACCAGGCUACCUUGGCGAAGUGGAUUGUCGGCCUUCAGGAGACUAACCCAAUUUUGCGCCAGAUUCCGGUUGUGUUCCGCCUCACACCAGGGCCUCGGGAGCUGCAAUCAAGCAUUGACUCAGAUGAUAACAGAGAAGAGGAGAUGUCACAAGCUCAACGCCUCAAAUAGGAGUUUUAAGCACAUGCUUAACACAAGUUUAGAUGGUGGAAUAAAAUGUAUUGAAUAGAACACAAUGACUGUAUUUAAAGUUCCAGUGGUUAGUGCAAUAUUUUCCUCAGCUUAGGCCAUUUGCAGUUAAAUCCUAACGGAGUGUGGAGCAUCAAGAGUACCUGCUUUAACAAACAACAUAUGUCUUUUCUCAAAUACACUCCUUAAGUUUUGACUCUUCAUAAGUGAGCUAGCAGAGUCUUUUUAAUGCCAGCAAAAUUACAACACUUCAGUACACAACAUUUUCACCUUUGCUAUCCCCUCAGUUGUCUGAGGUGACAGCUCUUUCCUCUGCUUUGUAUUUUGCAUCACUUUCCCUCAUGAAUAUACCUACUGUUGGCUGUUCUGAUUUUUAAAUAACAGCCUUCUAAGUGAAAUGUUUUUCAUUAUUUGACAACUAUCCUUCUGUAGCCUAUCAUGACUGUCUUAACAGCUAAAAGAACUGAGCUUUUGUUCUACUUAUGACUGAGCUGGGAUUAAUGAUUAUUUUUUCCACGAGCUUUUGCCUGGAAGAAAGUUUGUCAAAUGUUUCUCUGAUAUGCUGCUUUGGUUCCAGCCUUGCAGUAGCACUAUUAAAGGUAGAAACUUGGUCUUUGUAUUACAACUGCUGGCAUAAUAAAUCUCACCUGGCUUGUA